AUGCGGUUAAUUCAAAAUAGGGAAGCGUUCAGUGACAUUACACGUUCAACAAAUAAUCAAGAACAUGUACAAAGUUGCAAGAAAAAUUCGAGUAACUCUAAACAUUACAUUAUAUUGAACGCUAAUGAUUUGAUAAAUAGACAAAACAAAAUAUUUAAUCAUAGCGCAGCUGUUGUUACACAUUCUACUAAUCUACAAUAUGAAAAUAUUCUUGGUAAUAUAGAUAGUACAGAGUAUGAGAAGGAGGAAAAAUUUAUGUUGGAUGUUACGGAUGUAACUGAGUAUACAGAGGAUAUCUUCAAGUAUUUAUACAAAUUAGAUAAAGAGAUUGUCGCUCAAUUUUUAAAUAAAAAAUACACGAUAAAUGAAGUAAUCAACAAAGAGACACUUUUUAACUGGAUCAUUAAAAUCCACAUGAUUUUUGGUUUCUUAGAAGAAACUUUAUAUUUGACUCUCUAUAUUAUCGAAAAAUACCAGUUUUUAGCUCAACAAAGUUCAUCUCAUAGUGAAGAAUUACAACUGUUGGCUAUAACAAGUCUUUUUAUUGCAGCAAAAUAUGAAGAAAUUGUACUACCAAGAACAGUAUAUUACUCUCUUCAAACUGAUGGUAACUAUUCGAUUAAUGAUAUUAUAAAUUUUGAAAGGAUAAUACUAAGAACAAUUAAUUAUGAUUUAAGCUUCGCUAACCCAUUAAAUUUUUUGAGAAGAUUGACUUUAAUAGAUAAUUUUGACCUUCCAAGAAGAACUAUAGCAAAAUAUCUUUUGGAGAUCACCUCAAUUGAUUCAAAGACAUUUAUACAUUUUCCUAGAGCCCAAUGUGCGGCCGCAUCGUUGUUUCUAUCAAGAAGGAUGUUCGGUAAACACGAAUGGGAUUCAAAGUUUGUUGAUUAUUCUGGUGGUUAUAAAAAGAAAGAUAUUGUGUUUAUAUGUAAGUUGAUAAUUAAAUUUCUUUUAUCUCCAAUCGUUCAUUCAAAUUUGCAACAUAAAUAUGAAUCAACAAGGUAUUUGAAAGCUUCCAUAAUCUGUAAAGAGUGGGUAUUAGCAAUAUUGAAACAACAAAGAAAGAGAAGAUCCAAAAAGAAUAAAAAAUAUUCAAAAUUAAAUGAAGAUAUUAAUUAUUGA
Messenger RNA from Arxiozyma heterogenica, 1122 nucleotides. RefSeq lists its product as uncharacterized. Gene Ontology annotation, molecular function: cyclin-dependent protein serine/threonine kinase regulator activity. Gene Ontology annotation, cellular component: cytoplasm; cyclin-dependent protein kinase holoenzyme complex; nucleus. The transcript has a single exon. The record is from RefSeq and is a predicted model, not a curated record. Gene Ontology annotation, biological process: mitotic cell cycle phase transition; regulation of cyclin-dependent protein serine/threonine kinase activity. NCBI's taxonomy places the organism in Eukaryota, Fungi, Ascomycota, Saccharomycetes, Saccharomycetales, Saccharomycetaceae. The coding region runs from base 1 to 1122 and encodes 373 amino acids.